Messenger RNA from Cornus florida, 1367 nucleotides. RefSeq names its product cinnamoyl-CoA reductase-like SNL6. The record is from RefSeq and is a predicted model, not a curated record. Gene Ontology annotation, biological process: steroid biosynthetic process. Bases 56 to 1108 code for a protein of 350 amino acids. Gene Ontology annotation, molecular function: 3-beta-hydroxy-Delta5-steroid dehydrogenase (NAD+) activity. Lineage: Eukaryota; Viridiplantae; Streptophyta; Magnoliopsida; Cornales; Cornaceae. The transcript has 5 exons.
UUUACAUGCAUUGAAAGAGAGAGAGAGAGAGAGAGAGAGAGAGAGAGAGAGAGAGAUGGAGUGCUACAGAGAAGAAGUGGUGGUAUCAAUACCAUUAGAGACACCAACUCUUGGUGAUGAACAAAGGAAAUGUAAUGGGAAUGUUUUUAGCUGUAGUUUGAGUGCAAGAGAGAGGAAAUUGGUGUGUGUGACUAGUGGGAACUCUUACUUCGGUUCUCACUUGGUCAGGAAGCUCUUGGCUCAUGGCUACCUCGUAAGAGUCACCAUUCAAAACCAAGUGGACAUUGAGGAUAUGAAGGAGUUGAUAAGAGAAGAAGAGAUGAAUAAACUAGAGAGUGUUGUAGUAGCAAAGAUGGGAGAUUUGGAGAGUCUCUGUGAUGCUUUUAGAGGUUGCCAUGCUAUUUUCCACACCUCCUCCUUCGUUGAUCCGCAUGGUAUCUCCGGAUAUACGGAGCAAAUGGCAUUUCUUGAAACUGAAGGAGCAAAGAAUGUCAUUGAAGCUUGUGGCAUAGUAGCAUAUGUGAAGAGAUGUAUCUUCACUUCUUCUCUGCUUGCUUCCAUCUGGAAACGCGACAACGCGGACAGGGUUGUGGAUGAGGGCUGUUGGAGUGACGAGGAAUUCUGCAGAGAAAAUAAGUUCUGGCUUGCAUUGGGUAAGACAACAGCAGAAAAGGUUGCUUGGAGGAAGGCAAGGGAAUUGAAGGUGAAGCUUGUGACAGUGUGCCCUGGCCUUCUCAUGGCUCCAUCUUUCCCAAACGCGCACUUUGAAUCCUCUCUACCAUAUCUUAAAGGCGGCCAAGUCAUGCUGCAACGAGGCAUCUUGGCAACUGAAGACGUCGAUAGGAUGGCAGAGGUGCAUGUCCAUGUUUACGAAGCAAUGGAUCACGGAGCCUGUGGACGCUACCUUUGCUUCAACAGAGUAGUAAGAAGAUCGGAUGAGGCCAUUCAACUUGAAAAUGUGUUGAAGAUGCAUGGUUUAUUGUCUGCAGGAUUAAGAAACGUGGUGUUAGCAGAAGACACUGAUGAAAUACCCAACAGGCUUAGCAGUUCAAGGCUUGCCAGAUUGGUUUUUCGUGCUUCUCAACGUUUAUUCUGCGAACAGUGCUAGUAAAUCCACAUUGCCGCAUGAUGAGAAUCGAGAAAGAAAUGUUCAAUUGUUGAAACUUAAAUUCAGCUAUGGCAGUUACUCUGGCUUGUGGUACUGUGACAAAACUUUUCAUGCUAAUGUAAUUAGAGUUAUGGAAGGUAUUUGAAUCUUCUACAUUUGUUUUCUUAUAGUGUAAUGAAUAUUUGGUCAAAUUAAAAUUUUGGUUGAGAGCUAAGAACAAAUCAUGAAUAUAGGGUAAUGAAUCUUUUCAUGCUUGUAA